Molecule: messenger RNA, 3010 nt
Organism: Serpula lacrymans var. lacrymans S7.9
Lineage: Eukaryota; Fungi; Basidiomycota; Agaricomycetes; Boletales; Serpulaceae
Exons: 10
Coding region: 59-2275 (738 amino acids)
Molecular function (GO): zinc ion binding
Source: RefSeq, a predicted model, not a curated record
GUUUUGCACUGAACUCCUUUCUCUGGCGUAUCCAUGAGAGUUUAUAUGUUCUUUGUCGAUGGCCGAUAUCAUUGAUAUCUCGUCUUCAGAGUCACCCCCUCAAAAGAAAAUGCGAACGCGCCAGCGCUCAUCCAAAGCCGUGAAACAUCGACCACGGGAGCCACCACGCCCAACCUUUGCCACAGGGCCCAAUAUUAUUGAAAUCACUGACUCGGACGACGAUGUCCCGCUCAAACGCGCCUUUAAGGGAAAACAAAGGGAUGUUGCACCGGAAGUGGAGUCGUGGUCUGAAAAUGCAGAAGCAGGGUCUUCCGGUGCUGAGGCGUUGUCAUUUGGCUUACCGCAUUCUAAUUUGCUAGGAGAUCCCGCUCUUCAAGCAGGGUCAUCGUCGCCAGUGGCACAGACCACACCCAUUAAGCCUGCUGGUAUACCCCUUUUCUUACCCAGUCCCGGUGACGACGACGAAGAAGAAAAUCCUCGGAUUCAACCUGAGCCAUCCUCGGGUUCCAAACCAGCAACGGCAGCCGAAGGUAUAUUGGUAGCGCCUCCCGUCCCUCCACAUCCCAUUCCUCCCGUACCUGAGAAGGACCCCAUGGACGGAUAUAUUGCUAGAGUGCUCGAAAUUAUACCCGAUGUACAGCCAGCUCACGUGCUGUCGUUAGUUGAGAAAUACAUCCUCACUAAACCGGACAAUAUCGUGGAACUCAUACUUCAUUCGCUUUUUGAAGACCCUACAUACCCCAAGAUUGACAAGAAGGGCAAACGAAAAAGAAGUGAGGAAGAUGAAGGUGGCGCCACACGAGGUUCACCCAAACUCAAGGUCGACUACGGACAGAAAGAUAGAGAGUGUAAAGGUGGGCCGCAUUAUCUUGACAUGGCAUUGGAGCAACUCCUGGUCGACUUCCCGUACAUUCCCAAGCCUCACAUUCGAAUGCAACUUAUCUAUAAUAACACCCUAUAUGCGCCUACUUAUUUGUUUCUUGCCGAAGAGAAGAAAGGCGAGCGUUUGCCCUACAUAGUCAAGACAGUGCCUUCUCGAAUAAGUGGCAAAGGAAGAGCGAGACAUGACCCCGAGUUCGAGCACGAAAGAGAAUGGCUUCGACUUAAAUUAGCGGACGAUGCAGUUCAGAACGAUGCUGCAGUCGCUGAACAGCUGAACGAAGACGAAUGUGACGACGGUGGUGACGGUAUUGAAUGCGGAUGCUGCUUUUCUUUAUAUGCAUUUGAUAAGAUGGUUCAAUGUCCUGAUGCUCAUCUUUUCUGUAAGACGUGUAUGACGUCGUAUGCAUCUACACUUCUAGGUGAACAUAACCCCAAAAUCGUCUGCAUGGACCAGUCGGGUUGCAAGCUUGCGUUUCCGGACUCGGAACUACAACGUUUUCUCACACCUAAGCUCAUGGAGCUGUACGAACGGGUAAAACAGCGCAAGGAGAUAGAGGCGGCAGGCCUGGAAAACCUUGAGGAGUGUCCGUUCUGCGAAUACAAAGUAGUCAUCGAUAACGAGCAGGAAAGACUGUUUCAUUGUGACAACGCAGACUGCGGCGCGGUCAGCUGCAGAGAAUGUAAAAAACUGGACCACCUACCAAAGAGCUGCAAGGAAAUGGAAGAAGACAAACAUUUGAAUGCUCAGCACGCAGUUGAGGAGGCUAUGACUCGGGCCCUGAUGCGAAACUGCCCCAAGUGCCAAAAAGGCUUCAUCAAGGAAAACGGCUGCAAUAAAAUGACAUGUCCUAAUUGUCGUACUGUGUCGUGUUACAUAUGCCGUCAAAUCAUUCAAGGCUACGAGCAUUUCGGAAACCCUCCCCCUUAUAGUGGUCGUGUUGACAAGAAUAAAUGUUCUCUCUGGGAUCCUGUCGAACGGCGUCAUGCAGAAGAGGUUACCGAAGCUGCCAAACGCGCUAUCGAAGAAUACAAGCGAGAACAUCCCGAUGCAGACGAGAAAGACAUCAAGGUCGACCUACCACCUCCCGCUCCCGCUGUACCCCAACCGCCGCCUAUGCUAGGAUUUGGAGCCGUACCCCAUUUUCAUCAUAUCGCCAUGCCUCCUUUUCAUCAUGGACAUCCCCAACCCGGACAUCCCCACCCUGGUUUUGGCCAACACAUGAUGGCCCAUGCUCGAGCUGUUGCAGCUGCGCGAGUUCGGGCGGCAAACGUAUACGCGCCUGCAAUUGAGGUAGAUAUAGGUAUGGCUAUGCGCAAUCAGCAGAGACUAGUGCAGCGAGCCCCUCCCGUGUUACCCGCUAUGCCGCGUAGACGUCGGAGGCGUGUAAAAUAGUGAAAGUAAUUGCAGGUGCAAUUGCAGGCGACUCGUGGUUAUUUAUGGUUAUGGUGAUUAUAAUCUAUUGUAUUGAAAGGCCUUUUAGUAUAUCAUGCAUAAUGUGUUAAUUACCACAGGUUGACACAACUGACAAUGUGGCGAGUACUAGUAGUUUCGUAGGUACUCUAUGCUAAAGGCAAGCGAACACUUAGACCUCUUGGUCGUCGUUCUCGAGCAUGGUCUCUUGUGGUUUGAUCACUAGGUUUUGACCGCUAACUUUAUUCAGCUGAAGUUCUAUGUAGGCUUCUCUCCAGGCCCGUAAACCUCUAGGUAGGACACGAGGUAUCAUUGGUUUGAGCACACCAUGCUCAAGAUAACCCUCCAUGGCUAACCAGAAAUCUCUGCUUGAAUGAUACGUAUACGUACUGCAACGAUGUCUCGCCAGCAAUGGAUAUGGCCACUUACCUUGAACUCUGGAUAGAUGUGGGAAGCACCUUGACAGCCCCACACUUCGACAUGCUUCUUCAGAGCCACAGAUGUCGUACUAGGAUGGACUGACAAAGUGAGUACCAGUUUUGCACCAGGUUUCAGGAUAUGAACUCCUUGCGCUCGAGUGUCUUCCAGGGAGAUUGCAUCGAUGACAUACGGAACUUCGCCUCCAACCACGUUGAUAGUAUCCGAAUUGACGGUCGACGAGUUGCGAUCGAUAGUGGUGGUCGCUCCUAGAGAUAUGAGAUGUGUAAAAUGGGCUGG